This is a messenger RNA of Populus nigra (black poplar), 2788 nucleotides long. RefSeq names its product jasmonate-induced oxygenase 2-like. The transcript has 3 exons. The record is from RefSeq and is a predicted model, not a curated record. Bases 1501 to 2574 code for a protein of 357 amino acids. Lineage: Eukaryota; Viridiplantae; Streptophyta; Magnoliopsida; Malpighiales; Salicaceae.
GAUAGAAACAAAAAAAAACAAAAAUAAUACUAGACGACCACUUGGUAAUUGUAACGGAAUUGGUAUUGAUUUACACACUACGUCUAGUACCAUUGAAAGCCAAGUCAUGCUGUAAUUAAAAACAAAAAAGGCCAUUAAUUCAUUCUCAGUGAAAACAUAAUCAUAUGUAAAUUCAUAAACAGGAGGGUGAUAGAAGUUUGCGUCAACUUGGGAAUGGAGUGUUGUCUACUUGACCGAUUGAAAAGCCAUGGUUAUCCACACGAUUAAUUGUCUAGUUAUCUUUCGUUCCUGGAAUAGUUUUUGUUUGACGUGCAAGCAUCUGAUUCAGCGCCUCCUCUGGUCUAUAAGAAUUUUUUUUAUUGAUUACAUUUAAACUAAAUCUAUUUUAACAGAACAUUUAAAUUAUAUCGACAGAUAUUUUGUUCACAUAUAUUAUAAAUAAAUAAAUAACGUCAUAUAUAACAUGUUUUGGUAAUCAUGUAUUAUAAAUUUAGCUCGCAUAUUUCGUUCACAGGUUCACACCAUUUAAUUCAUAUCACUGUUCUCGUGUUUCUAGCUAAAACAAUCGCAUUUACAUAUUUAUCAAAUAUUAAGCUAACCGAGUAACUGACAAGAUCUUCUUCUUCUUCUUCUUCUUCUCCUUCUGGUAAAACUUGAAUGCCAAAUAGAGAGAGAGAGAGAGAGAGUGUGUGUGAGCUUUCAACACUUAUCAUUAUUAAUUAUUGCUGCCACCCAUUCGAGAACACUGCUUUCUCUUGAAGUGGUUCUGUAUUGGAGUAUGUGGAUUACAUCUAAUGAAAGGGAGAGCAAACAAAAGUGAGCACGGCGCCGAAAUUUAGAGUCCCCUUCAUACAUGUGUGCUCAUGACAAGAGUUAUGAGAAUGGUUUUAUUCAAUAUUGAAAAGAAAAUAAAAAAUAAAUCGCUAAAUUUAUUUUUCUUUUCUGGUUUCUUUAGAGUCGCUGAAAUAUUGGAAUGGGUCUUUUCGGUUUAUAAAAUAGAUUGGUAAUUGGAGUACUAUAGUAGAAGAUGGGAUGAUAUAUGAACUCCUACUUGCCCAUCUCUAUUUUGGCUCGUCCACAAUCACCCAAAUAGAAAAAUUGAGUGAAGAAGACUGUUGUUUGUCUUGCUCUACAUCUCAAACCCAAAUUCACACAAUAUGCAUAUAAUAUCUGGAUAUAUAUUAUCAUGCCUCCAUUCUUAUAUUUUAAAACAUAAUAAUUUGCACGUUCUCUUCCACGUCAAUUUCAUCACUUCCCGAACGCUUGCCACUAUCCCCCCCCACCCCUCCAUAAUCACCGCUCUUUACAUUCUUCUCUCAUGCCCCUCUCCCUCCCAGCUCCCUCUUUAGUUUUUGGGAACUAAGACCGCUUUCUUUCAUCGUCUUACUCUUUCGCUCUCAAAACUGAUUGCUAAUAAAAGACCAUGUCUACUGUUUCACGGUACCUCUUAUCAUUUAUAUAGAAUCAACCUCGGAGACAAAAAACCUAGCUACAAACGUUAUGAAUAAGCUCUUAGAUUGGCCCGAACCAAUAGUUCGUGUACAAUCCUUGUCCGACAGCGGCACACCCCUGAUUCCUGAGCGAUAUGUCAAGCCCCCGCUAGAGAGGCCAUCCAUAAAUUCCACUACUUCAAUGGAUGUGAACAUCCCUGUUAUUGAUCUUGUCGGACUAUACGGUGAUGAUCAUGCCCUCCGUGCCGCUAUACUUGACCAAAUUUCUAUAGCAUGCCGGGAGUGGGGAUUUUUUCAAGUGAUUAACCAUGGUGUUAGCCCUCAAUUGAUGGACCGUGCCCGAGAAGCAUGGAGGCAGUUCUUUCAUUCGCCCAUGGAGGUUAAGCAAGCUUAUGCAAACACACCCAAGACUUAUGAAGGUUAUGGUAGCCGGUUAGGGGUUGAAAAAGGUGCCAUACUUGAUUGGAGUGAUUACUACUUCCUCCACUAUCUUCCUUCAACAUUGAAGGACUGUAACAAAUGGCCUACCAUUCCAGCUGAUUGCAGGGAAGUGCUUGAUGAAUAUGGCAAGCAAUUGGUGAAGCUAUGUGGGAGGUUAAUGAAGGUUUUAUCAAUAAACCUUGGAUUAGGAGAGGAACGACUUCAAAAUGCAUUUGGCGGCGAAAAUAUUGGGGCAUGCCUCAGAGUUAAUUUUUACCCCAGGUGUCCACAGCCUGACCUGGCCCUUGGUUUAUCAUCGCAUUCGGAUCCCGGUGGCAUAACCCUUCUCUUGCCAGACAAUCAUGUCCCUGGUCUUCAGGUUCGUAAAGACGAGAAUUGGAUUACUGUAAAACCAGCUCCACAUGCUUUUAUUGUUAAUAUUGGUGAUCAAAUUCAGGUGCUAAGCAAUGCAACUUACAAGAGUGUGGAGCAUAGAGUGAUAGUAAAUUCAUCGAAAGAGCGUGUCUCUCUUGCUUUCUUCUACAAUCCAAAGAGUGAUAUACCCAUAGAGCCAUUGAAGGAGCUUGUGGCGCCUGACAGACCUCCACUCUAUCCAGCGAUGACAUUUGAUGAAUACAGACUCUUCAUAAGAAUGAGAGGUCCCCGUGGCAAAUCCCAAGUGGAGUCUCUAAAAUCUCCGUGAUGAUGGUGACGAUAAUAUUUAGGAAAUUUUUUUUCUAGAUAGUUUAUUACAUUAUUGUAAAUCACAAGCAAACACCCCCUUCAUUGGUUAGAAUUUGAGCAACUAUACAUCUUGUAAUCAUAGAGGAGAAUGCCUUGAAAAAAAAAUCGUGAAUUUAUGAUAUAACUAAGCGGCAAGAUAAAUAAAAAAUGAGAAAAAAUAUUCUAUACUUCCA